AUGGCAAACGAUCAUUGUUCUGUAAAUUGCUGUACUAACGACAAACGCAACGAAAGUGGAAAGGAUUUGUCGUUUUUUAACUUUCCCUCAAACAAAACACAGGGAUCGCAGUGGAUUGCCGCAAUAAAGCGAGAUGAAGGACCACAUUUUGAGGUUAGUGUGACAUGUGACGAGCCGCGACCAGCGAGCUGUCAAACGCAAGAGUUUUAUUUGUUGCCGAUAUUGAAAAUUUUUAAAUUUAAGACUCAGUUAGCCCACUCCUUAUUCAUGAAAUAAUUACUCAAUACAUAUCCUGAUAAAAUCCAGUCAAUUAAUUAACCUCAACCAUUAGAUUCAAGCGCUUUUGGCCGAAGCUGUCAAUUUAAACGCACGUGGAACUGGUUUGUUUGUUUUCAUUGACUUGAAUAUGGUCAUUAAUAUUCUGAGAUUCUCCUGGAGUUUUUCGAUUUAAGACUCAUUUGGUCCGCUUCUUAUUCCAGAAAUAAUUACUCAAUACAUAUCCAGACAAAAUGUGCAGUCAAUUUAUCGAACCUAGAAUAUUAGAUUCAAGCGCUUUUGGCCAAAGCUGUCAAACGCACGUGUAACCGGUUUGUUUGUUUUCAUUGACUCGAAUGUGGUCAGUAAUAUUCUACGAGAAUCUCACUUGUUAUCAGCAUUUUAAUUUGGAGUUUUAAACUUUGUUUCCUAGAUCAAGAAAGGCUGUACUCUAGUGUGUUCUGCUCACUUCAAGCCAAGUGAUAUGUUUAAAAGUAUAACAGGGAGAACACGCCUUAAAGCAGGAGCUGUGCCAUCUCAGUUUCAAUGGACCAAGGCCUGCAACGAACGCUCCAAAAAUAAACUACAAAAUUUAAAAGAAAUAAACGAAAUGCAAGCACAGGAGGAGCGACGACAAUCAAUUGUCGAUUCAUUCUGCCAGGAUGUUGAAUUAAAGCAAGUGACUGAACAAGUGACAGUGCAGGAAGCCAGUGCUGGCGCUGAGCCAAUGGAAGAAAUGAAUGCUGAACUGGAAAACGAAAACAUUCAACCUGCCGAACUGAGUGCAGAGGAACAAAUUGAAAUCCUUAAAGCCAAGAUUUCGAGGAAGAGGUGGAAGAUCUCAAAGGAUCCAGGUUUGGAGCUGAAAAUAUUUCCAAGGAUCCUGAAUUGCUGUCAUUUUACACAGGCUUUGUAUCAAAAGAACGAUUCGAUAGCUUUUAUGGCUGGGUUGAACCAUAUGCAAAAACUAUGA
Molecule: messenger RNA, 1228 nt
Organism: Porites evermanni
Lineage: Eukaryota; Metazoa; Cnidaria; Anthozoa; Scleractinia; Poritidae
Source: the annotation of a GenBank genome assembly